This is a messenger RNA of Nothobranchius furzeri (turquoise killifish), 3406 nucleotides long. Its product is annotated as polypeptide N-acetylgalactosaminyltransferase 10. Gene Ontology annotation, biological process: protein O-linked glycosylation. NCBI's taxonomy places the organism in Eukaryota, Metazoa, Chordata, Actinopteri, Cyprinodontiformes, Nothobranchiidae. Gene Ontology annotation, molecular function: polypeptide N-acetylgalactosaminyltransferase activity. The record is from RefSeq and is a predicted model, not a curated record. Gene Ontology annotation, cellular component: Golgi apparatus.
UUAUUGAUGAAAAUGUUUGUUGUUAUUAUCAUGGUUGUUAUAGGCUUCAACCCCCCACCACCCCCACCCGGUGUGACCGCGCUGCGCCCCCUAGCGGGGAGCCUCCAGCCGAGCCGCGGAGCGUCACAGCACCGGUGUCCGUCCCCCGAGCCGGAGUGAAAGUUGAGUCCGCUCGGAGACGCGAGCUCCCGGGAUUCGCUGGUUCGAAGCUCCGCCGCCGCCGCUCCACACGCAGACAUGAGGCGGAAACAGAAGCGGCUGCUGCAGGUCGCCGGGCUGCUCGUGGCGGCUCUGCUCUUCCUCCCGAACGUCGGGCUCUGGUCGCUCUACCGGGACCGAGUGUUCGACAACUCCUCGCCCGACGCGGCGGACAUCCCUCUGGUACAGGUGAACCGGGUCGGGAAGGAACCUCAGGUGGGCAGAGGUGGUGUUCAGAGGAGAGACUGGCAUGACUACGAGGCCAUCAGGAGAGACGCCUCUCGAUCCGGAAAUGGAGAGCAGGGGAAAGCAUUCCCUCUAACGGAUGCGGACCGGGUGGACCAGGCCUACAGGGAGAACGGCUUCAACAUCUACGUCAGCGAUCGCAUCUCCUUAAACCGCUCUGUCCCAGACAUCCGCCAUCCCAACUGUAAGCAGAAGCUGUAUGCAGAGAAGCUUCCCAACACCAGCGUCAUCAUCCCGUUUCACAACGAGGGCUGGUCGUCGCUGCUGAGGACGGUUCACAGCGUGCUCAACCGCUCUCCUCCGCAGCUCAUCGCAGAGAUCAUCCUGGUGGACGACUUCAGCGACAAAGAACACCUGAAGGCUGCGCUGGAGGAGUACAUGGUGCGCCUCCCAAAGGUUCGCAUCCUGAGGACCAGGAAGAGGGAAGGUCUGAUCCGGACUCGGCUGCUCGGCGCCGCCGCCGCUAAAGGAGAAGUCAUCACCUUCCUGGACUCUCACUGUGAGGCCAACGUCAACUGGCUUCCUCCUCUGCUGGACCGGAUCGCCCAGAACAGGAAGACCAUCGUGUGUCCGAUGAUCGACGUCAUCGACCACGAUAACUUUGGCUACGAGACGCAGGCGGGGGACGCCAUGCGGGGGGCGUUCGACUGGGAGAUGUACUACAAACGCAUCCCCAUCCCCUCUGAGCUGCAGAACAACGACCCCAGCGAGCCUUUCGAGUCUCCGGUGAUGGCGGGCGGUCUGUUUGCUGUGGACAGGAAGUGGUUCUGGGAGCUGGGUGGAUAUGACACGGGUCUGGAAAUCUGGGGAGGAGAACAGUACGAGAUCUCAUUCAAGGUGUGGAUGUGCGGAGGACGGAUGGAGGACAUCCCCUGCUCUCGGGUGGGACACAUCUACAGGAAGUACGUCCCUUACAAAGUCCCCGGGGGUGUCAGCCUUGCCAGGAACCUGAAGCGUGUGGCUGAAGUCUGGAUGGACGAGUACGCUGAGUACAUCUACCAGCGCCGACCCGAGUACCGGCACAUCUCAGCGGGAGACGUGACAACGCAGAAGGAGCUGCGCAGCCGGCUGAACUGCAGGAGCUUCAAGUGGUUCAUGAAGGAGGUGGCCUGGGAUCUGCCCAAACAUUAUCCUCCAGUGGAGCCUCCUGCCGCCGCGUGGGGGGAGAUCCGGAGCGUGGGAAACGGCUUGUGUAUGGAGAGCAAACACUUUGUGUCCGGGAGUCCCAUCCGGCUGGAAAACUGCGUGAAGAACCGAGGAGAAGUCAGCUGGAGCCACGGACAGGUGUUCACGUUUGGCUGGAGAGAGGACAUCCGUGUCGGAGACCCUAUGCACGCCAAGAAGGUCUGCUUUGACGCAGUUUCUCACAGCAGCCCCGUCACGCUGUACGAUUGUCAUGGCAUGAAGGGGAACCAGCUGUGGCGCUACAGACAGGACAAGAGUCUGUACCACCCCAUCAGCAACAGCUGUGUAGACAGCAGUCCCACGGAGAGGCGUGUCUUCAUGAGCACGUGUGACCCCACCUCCCCCGGCCAGCAGUGGCUGUUUGAGCGGACCAACGCCACCGUCCUGGACAGCUUCAACCAUGAAGCCCUCUGAGGCGGCGCCGCUCCUGGGAGGUGGGAGGGUCAUGCUGGGAUACGGCGUGGGAGGCUGACGGUUCAUCUCUGAUGGAUGUGGAUUUUUGGUUUUGUGAGAGCACCCCCCGCCCGCCCCUUCCUAUCCACCUCCAUGACCGCCUUUACCCACUCUUUCCACUCUCUGCCUCUUAAGUCUCUCUGACUGGGGGGGGGGGUUUGAAUCAAAGUGAUGCUCGGUGAAUCCAGGCAGAACCAGGAAAUGGGUUCCCUACUUUCCCCGGGUGUGGCCUCGCUGGCUGAUGAGGGGAAGAGCCUACGGCCUUUUGCACAUGCUCAGAUGGUGUCGGUGUGUACCUCCCCCUCCCCCUACCUCCACCCAAUACCCUCCCCCUCCUCCCCCAAAUCCACAAGUCGCUCUCAGACUUGUCACUGUGCCACAUUGUGUCUUUGUGAGGCGAAGGCGGUCCAAUGCUGGUCUGGUUCUGGUGCACUUGGACCGGGUUCCUGUUGCGUCUCUAAAGGUCAUCUUGAUCAGAGCGAGAACCCUCUGACCCCUCCCCCUGAGGAGGCUUUCCUGUCCGACUGCCCCAUGCCGCCUCGCCUCCGUAGCAGCUGGUUGGACGGAAGCGGUCGGGUCGUAACUCCAGAACCUGACAGAACCUUUAGUGCCUUGUUGGACCUGAUGUUGCGUUUCUGCUGGAGCUCUUUUCUUGGAUCCAAUCGUCUUUGCUGGAGAUUUUCUGUGACUUUCUGAGUUUUAUGAUCUGAAGCCGAGACGUCCGGUGGGACAGCGAACGCACCACCGGUUUUCUGAGGGACUGAAUUGGGGGUGUUCCCUUCCGGGCCUGGAGGUUCAGUAUCAAGCCAGUUUUAGUGGUUUCUCUGCUUCAAAGCACUUGGCUCACCUGUGCAGCAGCUCAUCGGGCUCUACAGAAGCCGGUUUAUCACCUGCUGAGUGAAAUCAGGUGUGUUGGAACCGAAUUAAAACCAAAACGUGCUGGACCAGACCUCCCGGCCUGGAAUCCAAGACCCCUGGACUAAAAGAUCCAGGAUUUUUUUCCACCAUUGUUGCUCCUGCCUUUAAACACAGCCCUUAGUCACUUCCUGUCUGCACUUUGACUCCGUGUUGUUUUGUUUCUCCAGAGGAAGAGGAGUAACUGCUGAUCAUCACUCCUCUAAACUGAUUUUGUUGUAUUUUAUUUUAAUUUUGGGUUUGGGGAUUAACGGGAAUAACAGCUUCCACCUCUUUACUCCAGGGGUGGUUUUGUUUUUAUAUUUCAUUCUGAGCUUUGUUUGUAAGAGUCCAGGAACUUUCCAGAUAUGCAUCGCAAAGAUUUAACAUCAGGAAAAGGAAUACUUAUGAAUAAAAUCACGUUUUCUUU